Messenger RNA from Selaginella moellendorffii, 1734 nucleotides. Its product is annotated as protein REVEILLE 6. Bases 176 to 1423 code for a protein of 415 amino acids. Gene Ontology annotation, molecular function: DNA binding. The record is from RefSeq and is a predicted model, not a curated record. Lineage: Eukaryota; Viridiplantae; Streptophyta; Lycopodiopsida; Selaginellales; Selaginellaceae. The transcript has 8 exons.
UGUCUGGACCUCUAGAGUCUCCAAAGGGAUAGGGAUACAGAAAGAAAGCGCAGGGAGAGAGGGCUAGGGUGGAUCGAUUCUUUUCUUGCCGAUCUGUGGAUUGUAGCUCGGGAUUGAUGCUGUGAGGUGGUUUAUCGAUCGAGCUGCGCGCGAUUUUGUUCUAGGGAGCAGCCAUAUGAAUGCUGAAAUGGUAGGGUUGAUGGCGAAUCCAGCGCUUCCAUCCGAUGAUGCGGUGUCCAAGAAGAUCCGGAAGCCCUACACCAUCACGAAAUCCAGGGAGAGCUGGACGGAGCAAGAGCACGACAAGUUUCUCGAGGCCUUGCAGCUGUUUGAUCGGGAUUGGAAGAAGAUUGAGGCGUUCGUUGGCUCGAAAACAGUGAUUCAGAUUAGAAGUCAUGCCCAGAAGUAUUUUUUGAAAGUCCAGAAGAAUGGAACUGGAGAACACGUUCCUCCUCCACGGCCGAAACGUAAAUCUGCUCAACCAUAUCCUCAAAAAGCUGCGAAACCAGCUCCCCCACAGCGAGGAACUCCACAUCCUCCACCACCGGAUUUUGGUUACAUGGUUCCACAAUGCAAUAUGUUUGUUCCAGGAGUGACUGCCAGUCCGGUUUCUUCCUGGGUUCAUCAUGGAGGGCCUCAAGGAACCAUUCCUUUCAGCUACAAAGAUCCCCAUCAACCGGAGCUGGCAACCCCCGCGAAUAUCAAGAACCAAAACAAUAGCAGCACUGCAAAUACUUGGGCUCAUGAUCCUCCGGCACAAGCAAAUCCGCAGAGAGGUCGGAAAACUGGAGAAAAAGUGGAUAGAGCUAAUGGUAUUGUGACUUUGUCAGCUGCUCCUGCGUUCUCCGAGGUUUACAAAUUCAUUGGAAGCAUAUUUGAUCCUGGCACGGCUGGGCAUCUCAAGAAGCUACGGGAGAUGGCUCCGAUAGACCGAGAAACUGUUUUGUUGUUGAUGCGGAACCUGGCAAUCAACCUGUCAAGUCCGGACUUCGAUCAACGGAAGCUGUUCGUUUCAGUCUACGAAACGAAGGAAAACGGAAUGGAUUUUGACGACUUCCAACAAGGUGGUGAUGAAGAAACAGCAAGAAACGUGGAGAAAAGUUCGCAAGACGCACUAGCAACAGCGCCACCACUUUUCCCUGGCUCCCAACCGGAAGCUAGCAUCCCACAAGCUGUAGCAGAUGUUUCCAAGCACCAAAGGCAUCCUUAUGAUGGUGGUGGAGGUUUAGAAGAUGACAGGAAUGGAUUGGAUCCUCUGUACAAUAUCGCAGAAGCUCUGGAAGACUUCGAUCCUGUGGACCAAGUAGAGAAGAUCGAUCCAGAGAGCAUUAUCAGCGACGGAGAAACUCUGAAGAUGGCAGCGGCAGCAGCAGCAGCAUCUAGAGACGACGAUGAUCAAAGUGUAGAGGGAUGGUGGCCGUAGCAAACCAGCAAACUUGGGCGAUCGAUCGAGCUCGCGCCGGCUUCGUUUCAUCGUCCAGGCCUUUUUGUGAAUAGCUCCCAGGUGUUUAUAACUUCGCGGUAUUUCUUGUGGUGUGAUCAAAGCUUCCAAGGGAUCUAUGUAUGUUAACUGGGAGCGUCCCUUUGGAGUAAGGAAAGCAUUGGCUAGGAUUGUGUACACGCGUCGCGAGUGAAAGUUGACACGCGGUGCGCUCCCAUUGGCCGCUAUUGUGUACCUUCCUACACAGGGCCACGCCCCUUCUUUUUCCUAUAAAGCCUUCCUUGCUCGUGCUA